Molecule: messenger RNA, 1310 nt
Organism: Penaeus monodon (black tiger shrimp)
Lineage: Eukaryota; Metazoa; Arthropoda; Malacostraca; Decapoda; Penaeidae
Product: U-scoloptoxin(05)-Sm1a-like
Exons: 4
Coding region: 855-1250 (131 amino acids)
Source: RefSeq, a predicted model, not a curated record
GCAGUGUGGCUUCGACUGCCGUACAACCAGGACCCUCUGCCGGUAACGUCCGCUACGUCGAGCUCGAAAGAAGGGAAGGCUCAACGAUUUAAGUUUAUUUGCAUUAUUUAACAUAAACAAAAUUCAUCUCGUUUUUUUCCCUUUCUCUGCUUUAUUUAACUCCUUUUUUUUUGGGUACGUGUUUUAUUUCCUCGUUGUUACUGUGUUUGUUUUCUUUAUUUCUCUCGUAUUAUAAUUUUCUCAACCAUUUUUCGUGUGUGUGUGUUUUUUUAAGUGAUUUUCUUCGUUUUUUUUUAAAUUUUAAUUUUGGAAAAAUACGGUUUCGCGUUUUCUUUAAAUUUUUUUCCCUCUGGGUGACUAAAGAAAUUAUUAAUUGACGGAAUUAUUCAUUCUCUCCCGGUCUUACUUGUUUUUAAUCUCUGUUUUAUCAUUUUCUUUAUCUUUUUUUCUCCCUCUCUUCCUUCUUCCAUGUACACGAGAGAGAAGGAUGAAGAACUCGUGAAAAAAUAACCCACUUGAGAAAAGAAAAGAAAAGAAAAGAAAAAAAUAAAAGAAAACGCGGAGAAAAUAAUAAUAAAAAAAAAAAUCGACCCGUAAGGAAAAAAAAUCAAGAGGGAAAAAAAACACAAGAAGAAUAAAAUCACAAACAAACAAACAAACACAAACAAACAAACAAACAAGCAAAUCAAGGAGACGAAAAAAAAAAAAACGCAACGAAACGACAGGCAGCCUCAGUGUCUCCAAGUGUCUCCUAAGUAUCCACAAGUAUCCACAAGUAUCUUACAAGUGUCACCAAGUGUCCGCAAGUGUCAUCGGCUGCCCUUGCCACUGUCUCCCCUUCCCUCUUCGUCGUCAUGCGGACCACCACCAGCUCCAUGACACCUGUCUUGUUUCUCGCUGUCAUGGCUCUUACAGCCAUGACCCCUCGUGUGGAUGCCUUGCGAUGCUAUCAGUGCGGGUCUUUUGCCGAGAGCAUGUCGACGGUGAACCCUUGUUUCGGAGUGAGCGAAGACGACCUGACAGAGUGCCCGGCUUCCCAUAACUCUUGCAAGCGCUACAGCAACGAGGGCGUGCUUGUCCUCGCCUGUUCUGACAACUGCGUGGAAAGUCACAGACAAAAUACGGACAUAACCUGCUGUGACACGGACGCAUGUAACACAGGAUUAACACUGGCGCCAUCUACCCUGUUUCUUGCUGCAGCCUCUGUCCUGCUACCUUUCCUUAGGAUCUUCCUUCUUCCUACGCACUAGAAGAAGGAGGGAAGGAUGGAGGAGAAAGAGGACGAGAAGAAGAAGAAGAAGAAGAAGGAG